GGGGAAUUUUCUAGACUUGUUUGUGCUCCAUAACACAGUCUAUUUGUUUAUCCACAAUCACAAGCACAACAAGCACAUCAGCAAGCAGUCGAGAGGGAGAGGAGAGAGAUGGAGAAAUACUUUGGAAAUGCGUACAGAGGAGACCCAGGAAUACCACAUGCAGACCCAGACCGAUUCUGGAACAUCUGGAUUGGUUCCGCUGCUUUCUCCGCUCUUACUUGGGGCAACCCUUACAUGUGGCAACUUACUAAUCAAUGGAAUUGGCAUGACAGAGCUAUGAUGCAUGAGCAGCACCAUUGGAAGAAGGCCAUGGCCAAGAGGCAACCAUAUAAAUUUAAGUGGAAUGAAAUGAGCAAAGAAGCUCGUGACUCGUACUACUACAAUUGGCCUGUUUAUUUUCCUUAGGCAAUUACUUCGGCAGUGGUUUCUGGUGUUUCAAAGUCUUGGACCUGUGGUGUGACCUUACAGAUCAUGGAGUUAUUGUCUUCUCUGUGUUUGAGAGCAGCAUUUUGAUCUGUUAACCUUUUGGGAUAUGUAGUGUACAAAUGGCUGCAGUGCAAAACUAUGAUUUCUGAUUUGAUGUCUAAAGUUCUGGUAAUUAUUUGCCUAGCAGAUUGUCUGAAGCUAAACCAACCAUAUUGUGUGUGCGUUGCUUAUUUACUCAUGGGGUUCUCUUAAAUUGUUAGCCUGUGAUUUUGAAGGAACCAAGAACAGGAACCUGUUUCUUUUUAGUUA
Messenger RNA from Beta vulgaris subsp. vulgaris (sugar beet), 735 nucleotides. RefSeq lists its product as hypothetical. The record is from RefSeq and is a predicted model, not a curated record. Bases 109 to 405 code for a protein of 98 amino acids. NCBI's taxonomy places the organism in Eukaryota, Viridiplantae, Streptophyta, Magnoliopsida, Caryophyllales, Amaranthaceae. The transcript is spliced from 3 exons.